AUGCAUUUUCUCUCUUCAUUGUUGGAGGCUGCGUCACAUCGGUUGGUCUUAACCACUAUCAUCGGCUCCUUGACUCCACAGAUGUUUCUUCCGUUGUCUAUCCUCGGUGGAACUGUUGGAGUUUGGGAUGCCCUUAAAGUGCAAAUCGCACUUAUUGCUUGGAUUAUGGUAGCGCUACUCCUACUAGGUGUAGCUUUGGUGGUUUGCGCACCACCAUUUUCUGUUGGUUACUAG
This is a messenger RNA of Prunus armeniaca (apricot), 234 nucleotides long. The record is from the annotation of a GenBank genome assembly. Lineage: Eukaryota; Viridiplantae; Streptophyta; Magnoliopsida; Rosales; Rosaceae.